Messenger RNA from Triticum dicoccoides, 722 nucleotides. RefSeq lists its product as uncharacterized. The coding region runs from base 123 to 578 and encodes 151 amino acids. The transcript has a single exon. Lineage: Eukaryota; Viridiplantae; Streptophyta; Magnoliopsida; Poales; Poaceae. The record is from RefSeq and is a predicted model, not a curated record.
UUGGUUCUCACUGGCCCAAAGAGAGGGCUGAUGAUAUUUGAUUCAAUAAUUUUGAAGUUGAUCUCAAGGUCAAGGUUGUGAAUAGCAGAAAGGUCAAUGACAAGAGAGUUAGCAAAGGCCUAAUGGAGAUUAAUGGCAUCUCCAGACUGUCAUUUCCACCGAAAUACAAGGUUCAAACCGAAACGCUUGUCAGCAUGCACAGCACAUUGGAUUUAAACUACACGUUUGUAAGAAAGGCGGUGGAGGGCACCGUUGAGAUGAGGAUCCUUGAGGCGGGACCUGUUAAUUUCCAUGGGAAAAUCAUCGCUCGCACUAGCAGCUUUCCAUGUGACAUUAUGCUACAUGAUAGCAAACUUGCUGGGAUGCUAAUAGCUGGUGAGGGUGGGAUCCUGCAAACAGCGCGCCGCGUGGUCAGUGUCUCGGUUGAUGAGACGCUCCUGUUGACUAUUGCCACUGCUACAGGCGGUGUCCGCACUGUCGAGUUUACUCCAAAGCACGGCAGCUAUGAUGAAGAGAGAAUCACUUGCGGCGACUAUAAGAUGCUGGUGAAGGUCACUUGGUCCAUUGUGCAUCGCUGAUUCCUUAUGUUCCUGGUUGAACAUGCUAUAUCCAAAUUAAGAUGUGUGUGCUCUGUAUAUGUUUUCAUACUAAAUAUGUCUAUGCUUUUGGUGGAAGCUUAAUUAUCACUUUUUGUUACCACUCUGUUCGUUACAACCGAGUGA